This is a messenger RNA of Symbiodinium natans, 600 nucleotides long. The record is from the annotation of a GenBank genome assembly. Lineage: Eukaryota; Dinophyceae; Suessiales; Symbiodiniaceae.
AUGAUGGCUGCAGAAUAUUUGAUGAGUUGUGUUCCAACAUUCGAUGCUCUAGGCCAAGAUCAAUAUGGGCGGGAAGCAUUGUCCCAGGAGGUUCUUUUCCAGCUGCUUCGCCUUGGUGAGCACGUCAAUUUCGACAAAGUGGGGCUGAUGAGUGAUUCGGGCAUUCUGCGUGCUUGCCAACACAUUUCCAGAAAGCUGGAUGGUUACUGGCCAAAAUGGGCUGGAUGGCAGGAGAUGUUCGAUGACCCAGAUACUUCGGCCGAAUCCGCUGCAUCUCAAGUGUCAGUGGCAGUGGUGCAUUAUUUGCGGCGAAGGUUCUGUGCAAACCAGGUCCAUGUGAACCUGGGUCUGCCCGAAAACACACUUCAGUCUCCCUUUAGUUGGCGGGCCGUCAUAGUCCAUGACUUGCUUCACUUGAUGGUUGAAGAUGGGCUGGGCAGUCACAAGUGGCAAGUGCGACAGGCCGUGGUGGAGAGUUUGAUCUCUCUUGAACCUUGGGGAGCUCCUGCUGUGAGAGCAUUGCUGGCUGCCAAACGUUAUGAAAAAGAUAAGUCAGUCCUGGAAACAAUGACAAAGUUUUUUGACAAGUAUGGUUCUUAA